Molecule: messenger RNA, 744 nt
Organism: Phytophthora sojae
Lineage: Eukaryota; Oomycota; Peronosporomycetes; Peronosporales; Peronosporaceae
Exons: 3
Coding region: 1-744 (247 amino acids)
Biological process (GO): water transport; glycerol transmembrane transport
Cellular component (GO): plasma membrane
Molecular function (GO): water channel activity; glycerol channel activity
Source: RefSeq, a predicted model, not a curated record
AUGAACACAGUCCCUUCGGCCAGCAGGGUGCACGUCGGCGAGGAUAGCUUCGCCACUAGCGGACAACUCGUGAUCGACGUGACCGACAAGUCCGCGUACGCCGACUUCGCGAACCCCAUCUUCGCGAGUGCAUGGCCGAAUUCCUGGGGGCAGUCAUUUGUGAUUGGUUUCGGCUUGGCCGUGAACAGCCAGGUUGCCAUCUCCGACGGCAAGGCAGGCGAUGUCAUGACUGUGAGUUUGGCCUGGGGUGUUGCUGUGCUCAUGGGUGUCUACACCGCUGAGAACGUGAGCGGGUCGCACAUCAUCUCGGUGAUCACCUUCACGCACGCGGUGUACGGGCGGAUGCCGUGGUGGAAAGUGCCAGGGUAUAUGCUGGCGCAGACUUUGGGCGCGUUUGUCGCGGCAGCUCUCGUCUACGUGCUACACUACGAGAAAAUAUCUGCCGGGGACCUGAAGACCAUGCACUUCCUGUUCGUCACGUACCCGCACGACGUGUCCAACUACACGGCGCUCUACACUGAAGUGCUGCUGUGCGCGUUCCUCAUGUCCCUCAACACGGGCCUGGGUGCGAGCGUGAACCGGGAUCUCGGACCUCGACUUUUCGCCUACUUGGCCGGAUACAAGGAGGCUUUCACCGAGUACUCUUACUACUUCUGGAUCCCAAUUGUCGGGCCGUUCCUAGGUGGUGUCAUCGGUGCCGGCGCCUACAUUCUCUUCGUCGAGAUCCAGCAUCGUCAUCUAUAG